Molecule: messenger RNA, 1037 nt
Organism: Betta splendens (Siamese fighting fish)
Lineage: Eukaryota; Metazoa; Chordata; Actinopteri; Anabantiformes; Osphronemidae
Gene: insl5a
Product: insulin-like 5a
Exons: 4
Coding region: 408-713 (101 amino acids)
Cellular component (GO): extracellular region
Molecular function (GO): hormone activity
Source: RefSeq, a predicted model, not a curated record
GGGACCGUGACGUGCUCGGCGCAGCCCGCGUGACUCCACCUGAGGAGCAGCGAGGCUCUUUGGAGACGCCGGAAAACCCUCGACCAAACCCGAGGCAUUAAAGGCUCCAUGACGGGUCCAGACGUCCUCUGAGACAGACGCAUUAUCUGCUACUGCAGAAGCUCCAGUCUGAAACUCUUUCUACAUCAGUUGCCUACACUAUAAAAAGUUGGGAUGGGCUACGCACUAGUUAGAAGGAGGUGGAGAGAUGAUCUGCAGUGAUUAAAUGGAAGGUGGAUGGUGCAUUAUAAAAAGAGGCACGAGCGCGGGUCAGCAGUGGAUCCGCUGGGUUGGAGUAGGAGCGGCCGAGCAGUCACAGACAGAACAGAACCCGGCAGAGACGUGAAGAGCAGACGAAGCGAGCCGAGAUGCGCUUGGUGCUGCCUCUGCUCCUGUGUGCGGUGCUGGGCCUGGUCCAGGUGAGGGCGGACAUGAAGGCCAUGAAGCUGUGCGGCCGCGAGUUCCUGAGGGCCGUGGUUUACACCUGCGGAGGCUCCCGAUGGAGGAGAGUCCUCACAGAGGCCGACGUGGACGGCUUGUCCACGGGGGAGCAGAGCAGCUUGGAGAGCCUCAGCAGCAGCAGCAGCAGCUUGUCCAGGCGAGACAGUAACCUGCUGACCACGGUGUGCUGCCAGGUGGGCUGCAGGAAGAGCGACCUCACCUUCCUUUGCUGAGAACCACUGUCCUCCUCUUUCCCACUGUGACCAGACUGAAGUAAAUCUAAUGUUAAAAAACGCAUAUGUAUAUUAAUGCUCCAUUCCACCGCUGGUAUUUUUUCUAACUGUGUUCCUUAGUUUUGUUUGCGUUUUGAAAUGUGGACGACCUGAGCAUCUGUGAACAUACAGUACGUCUGUAGCCAAGCUGGAACAUGUGUCCUGUUCAAAUAUAGGAGAGAAACCAGGGCAGGUGUCCUGUCUGUAGCAGACAACCUCCAUCUCUGCUUUGAUGUAUUUAUAAACCCGAGGUUGUUUUUGUCAAAUAAAUGUUCUUGCACAGUC